Messenger RNA from Adineta ricciae, 354 nucleotides. The record is from the annotation of a GenBank genome assembly. Lineage: Eukaryota; Metazoa; Rotifera; Eurotatoria; Adinetida; Adinetidae.
AUGUGUUGUAUGAGAAUUAGAUUUCGACGAAAUCGAAAGGCACGUUACCAAAUAAAAUCCUUUCUAUUUUUAUGCCAGAAUUUGGGUGAGAAUAAAAGUACGUACCCAGAUCGAAGCGGGUACAUCGGAUGGGUGCGGGUGUUGUCUUCUCCUCAGCCACAUCCACACCCACACCUACCCUCAACUCCAUCUGAAACUAAAACCAGCUUGAUAUUCUACGUUACUUUUCCUCAAAAAUUUCAACAGACGCCUAAAGUUAUUGUUGCACUGGAAACCAUAGACACCUCCGCAAUUAGAUUCUGGUUCUGUUCGAGUUGGAUUGAUGGCGGAAAAUGUUACGCCUUAUGGAUUUAA